Messenger RNA from Haliotis rufescens (red abalone), 3443 nucleotides. RefSeq names its product E3 ubiquitin-protein ligase TRIM56-like. Gene Ontology annotation, biological process: positive regulation of DNA-templated transcription. The transcript has 2 exons. Lineage: Eukaryota; Metazoa; Mollusca; Gastropoda; Lepetellida; Haliotidae. Bases 139 to 2055 code for a protein of 638 amino acids. Gene Ontology annotation, cellular component: chromatin; nucleoplasm. The record is from RefSeq and is a predicted model, not a curated record. Gene Ontology annotation, molecular function: zinc ion binding; ubiquitin-protein transferase activity.
UACACUCAAGCCUCCUCCGUUGGCGGAGCUCUCAAAACUAUCGCAAUGAUACCGGCAGAGUAACCGGGAAGCUGGUAUGAGCUUGAUCAACACUGUCGUAGAGUUGUGGAAAUCUAAUGUUGCUAAGUAAAUGCCAAGAUGGCCGGAACGUUACCAGAUCGAUCAGUUGUUGAUUUACACCACAAUGACUUCCUGACUUGUGGCAUCUGUCAAGAAUUGAUCACAGAUGCCAGAAUCCUGCCCUGCCUCCAUUCCUUCUGCUUUAGGUGCAUAUGCGCGCGCACAGAGUCACAUCAGUCUGAACAAAGACCAGCACUCUGUCCAGAGUGUCGAGAACCAAUUUCAGUUGAGGCAGAUUCCUUCAAGAAUAAUUUCUUCAUCAAUGGACUCGCUGAACUUGUAAGAUCUAAGACAGCCAAGUCAAUGCAAUGCACGCCAUGUGGGUUGAAAGGACGAUCCUCCCCAGCAGAAAUGAAGUGUCUCAACUGCGGCGAUGGCCUCUGUACAGACUGUUCCGAUGGACACAAUGCUUCAACCCAAACACAUGGCCAUCAGAUUGUUUCUUUAGGAGACCUCAGGGAAGGACUGCAUGAUGAAACGUUCAGACAGUUACAGAGAAUUCAAUGUCAACAGCACCAGGACAAAGAUGUGGAAUACUUUUGCCAAUCUUGUCAUUUACCAGUCUGUAUAGCAUGCGUUAUUUUUCUCCACAAGGACCACAACACUCAACCUAUCACAGAAGCUGUAAGCUUUUUGAAGUCAAUGAUGAAGUCUAAGGUUGAGAUCAUUCGCAAAGAAUUCAAGGAAGUUUCCAAACAAGAAAUGAGUAUCUUAUCUUUGACAAAAGCAUUAAAAAAAAAGAGAGAAUUAAAAACAUCUCGCAUUGAAGAAACUGCGGAACGAGAAAUUGCCAUAAUAAAAAGCAGACAACACGAUUCACUGAGAAAACUUUCCACUGAAACGAAAGAAAUAGAGAAGGAACACAACACCAUGUUACAAGAACUCUCGCAACAGAAAAAUAGGAUUGGCAGUUGUGUUGACUUCUGUGACAGCAUCCUGGAGACAGGCAAGGAUGACGAGUUACUGAUGCUGAAGACGACCAUUGUGGACAGACUCCAACAGCUCAAAGGACAUGCCAUGGCUAUUCACAAGACGGAUGCAUUGACUGUUGCAAAGGAUGAUGAACAGAACGAGAAACAGGACAAAAAGCAGACAACACAGAGUGAAGCCAGUGUAUCACAGACCAUAUCUAUUCCAUCGAGAUACAAUAUGAAAUUCCAAAGAACAUUUUCUGCAAAAUUUAAAGGUGAUACAAAGAACCCUAACAUCAAAGGAACGGCAUACAGUUUCGGUGCUGGGCUGUUGAUAUCAGAUCUAGCCAAUAAAAAGGUCAAGAUGAUCAACUCUUGUGGUAAGUUGAAACAAGAAAUCACCGUGGAUGGAUUCUAUCCCCGUGCAAUUGCUGUUGCUGGGGACAUCAUUGCUGUGGUCAGUGAGAAUUAUUUGUGUAUUUUCACUUUAAAGGGUCAUCUACGAACAAAGGUCAAACUGAACAAGAAUAAACCAGAUGAAGGUCUACCCUUCACAUACAGUCUAGCUGCGUCUGACGAUGUUGGGAUUGUGGUUGGCAAUAUUCCUGGUGACAAAAGAUUUCACGUCUACAACCUGGAUGGCACGCUGAAGAAGUAUUUAGACUGCAGCAUCCGGUUCCCCCUGGCGUCUCUGUCAGUCACCCCUGAAGGGGAUAUAGUCAUGAGUGAAUGGGGAAGUGGAAGUCUAAGAGUCCUAUCAAGUGGAGGGAAGGACAGGUGGAGCAGUAGGGAAUAUGAUACUGGGUGGAAACCCAAUGGGACUUGUGUGUCACGUGAUGGAACCAUUUUCGCUGCGGACUACCAUUUGGGAGGAGUCCGCGUUUAUAGCUCAAGUGGUAAAAAAUGUCUUCAGUACAAAACAAAACGUGAUGGGCUGCAUUGUCCCAGUCAUGUUGCUUUCGAUGAGGAGGGAUCACUGUAUGUGAUUGAUGCUAAAGAUGGGAUAAAUAAAUACACCGUAUGAAGCUAUGAAGCAAACAGUUGAGAAGCAUUAAGCUCCAUUUUAUUCAUAUUAUCAGUGGAAUGUUUUCUUGAGAACAACGUGGCGAAUAUACACAUCAGCAUUUUUAAGUAGCUCGGGAUUGUUCAUUGACAGUGGAUUUCAAGGAAAGGGAAAUAUUGGUGGUAAAAAUAGUUCUGUUAUAUCUGUUGCAUAUGGAAUUUCCUAUUUCGACAACAGAUUUCUCACAUUCUUCCUGGGUUUUUACGCAUCCCUUCAUGGCGUUAUACUGAUUACAAAUGAUUCUGUAAAGCAAGUUUGUAAAUUUAUGUUAUUUGCGAUCAGGACCAGAAGUUAAUCUUAAUGAAUAUAUAAUUUUCCGGACUUGUCACUAAGGACAUUGACAUGACGUGUCAAUGAGGAGAUUGACAUGACGUGUCACUAAGGAGAUUGGCAUGACGUGUAAAUGAGGAGAUUGACAUGACGUGUCACUAAGGAGAUCGGCAUGAUGUGUCAAUGAGGAGAAUGACAUGACGUCUCACUCAGGAGAUUGGCAUGACGUGUCACUAAGGAGAUUGACAUGACGUGUCACUAAGGAGAUUGGCAUGACGUGUCAAUGAGAAUGACAUGACGUGUCACUAAGGAGAUUGACAUGACGUGUCACUAAGGAGAAUUACAUGACGUGUCAAUAAGGAGAAUGACAUGACGUGUCACUAAGGAGAUUGACAUGACGUGUCGCUAAGGAGAAUGACAUGACGUGUCACUAAGGAGAUUGACAUGAUGUGUCAAUGAGGAGAAUGACAUGACGUGUCACUAAGGAGACUGACAUGACGUGUCACUAAGGAGAAUGAAAUGACGUGUGAAUGAGGAGAUUGACAUCACGUGUCACUAAUGAGAUUGGCAUGACGUGUCAAUCAGGAGAUUGACAUGACGUGUCAAUGAGGAGAUUGACAUGAUGUGUCACCUGGAUAAGAUCGUCUCAUUACAUUAUGCCACGCAAUAGAUUGAAAUCUGCUGUCAAUAGUGGAUUCCGUACAAUAACAGGAAUGCGACUCUACAGAUAAAAGCUGACUCUGUGCAGCCCGCCUGAAAGCAAGGCGUCCUGUGAAGGGUGUGACCAUUACAGCUUACCACAGCCGGCAAAGAUUGGGAUUGGCCAAGGCAACAAUUCUUGACCAUGAUCGGUAUGGGGAAAGUAUCACACAUGGCAAGCGAACUGAUUUCGUUAUUAUGAAUGGAUAUUAGACUGGGCAGCGAUACGUUGAUCCCAGUCUGGGUAGCUCUUCGGGCGUAAUGGCGGGCAAUGCCAAGGGCAAUCAUGCACAAGUUAAUCAACAUUAUACCAUCAAGGUGUCGUGCAUGAUAUUGAUCUACACAACCGAAAUAAAUUUUUCAGACAUUUAUUGUCAUUA